Molecule: messenger RNA, 937 nt
Organism: Trematosphaeria pertusa
Lineage: Eukaryota; Fungi; Ascomycota; Dothideomycetes; Pleosporales; Trematosphaeriaceae
Product: DUF1649-domain-containing protein
Exons: 3
Coding region: 247-828 (193 amino acids)
Biological process (GO): autophagosome assembly; autophagy
Cellular component (GO): phagophore assembly site
Source: RefSeq, a predicted model, not a curated record
UCGCCGGCACUUCGACCAUCCCUCGCUGCAUUCCGUGCGCAAAUACUCGGCCACACACACACACGUCGCCAUCACGCCUGGAACCUCUUGCACGCCGGGAAGGGGCAAGGGAGACGUACCUCCUAUUACAGUUGCUGAAACGUCCUGCGAGCCGGCCGGGAUUCGAAAAGCGGCGGCCACCCCCCGCGCCUGCGGGGUUUUUACUUGCACCACCGAGACGGAUUGCGAGAGAACGCAAAUGCGAGCAUGGAGCAGAGACGGCGGCCAGAGUAUCAUCUGGACAUCUUUGCGGAUCUGGCCUGCGUCAAGGACGUCGUGAAAGCUAUCCUCCAUACAAUCUUCUUCCACCGCUACUUCACCUCGAUAUCGCCGCUCACGCGCGACCUCCUCGACCUCACCCUCCCCGCUAUCGAUGACGUGGAUCUGGAGACGCUGAUCGAGCAGCGGACCAUAGCGCUGGUGCGCGCAAUUGAGAGCACACAUCAGCAAAGAGGGAGGGGGCAGUUAGUUGUGCAGUUCUUCGAGAAGCGGAGGAGGAAGACGUAUUUCUUCGGCAAGGCGGACGAGGAUGUGUGCUGGGAGCAGUGGACGCUGGACGUCACUUUGGCAACCCCGAGGACAGAGACUGAUGUGCUCAAAGUCCGAAGGGCAAUGACAAAGAGCCUCGAGAAAGCAGCGCACAAGAUAAUCACCAUCGUCAACCGCGACAAAGACCACAUCCCGCCCAUUACUACUACUGACGCGAAUCCGUUUCCCUACCAAGUCGUCGUGAACCCGAAAGCUUCCACUGAUAAUAAUACCUGGGGACCGCGCAUGGGCAUUUUCUAAGCCGAGGAGUCAACCACGCCGAGGGGAAGGCGAGAGAGGUCGGAGCGUGGACGCCGUGACUCCGUUGUACAUACACUAUUCCGAGUCACGAUGUCUACGCGCCAUGAAG